AGAAAAUAUGUGUUUAUUUAAAGGGUAGUCAGAAGUCAUAGUAGAACUGGUUUUUGCCGAUGCUUGCUGAUAUUUACGAUACCAACAAGUAGUAUCUACGAUAACGAAACAUGAUGACGUGUGCUUUGCCGUAAGUGAAAGUAACUUAUUAGUGGUAGGAGUUAUAUACGAAGGCCUUCAAUAUCGGUUGUAUAUUGUGUAGCGCGCAGUCUCUCGGUAGUUGUGGUUUCGUGCACCCGAAUCUGCGUAAACGUUCUGCUCCGCUUACGAUGUGUGGAAUUUUCGCAUAUAUUAAUCAUCUUACGCCAAAGACCCGGCGAGAGAUAUUGGAAUUGCUGGUCAAUGGAUUAAAACGUUUGGAAUACCGUGGUUAUGAUUCAGCGGGUGUUGCUAUCGAUGCCGCUGAUCAAAAGGAUAUAGCCGUAGUGAAGAAAAGUGGAAAAGUAGCCGCCCUCGAAGAAUUGCUUCAAGAGCGUAGCCUUGAAUUAGCUGUUGAAGAAACCGUAGAAUCGCAUUGUGGUAUUGCUCACACUCGUUGGGCGACUCACGGUGAGCCAAGUGCCAUCAAUUCGCAUCCGCAACGAUCAGGCGAGGACAACUCGUUUGUUGUUAUUCACAAUGGCAUCAUUACUAACUAUAAAGAAGUCAAAACCUUUCUUGAAAAUAAAGGCUACAUAUUUGAAUCUCAGACCGAUACUGAGAUAAUAGCGAAGCUGAUACACCACAUAUAUCAUCAACACAAAGACUACAGCUUCCAGGAACUGGUUGAACAGGUAACUCAACAACUUGAAGGAGCUUUUGCUUUGUGUUUCAAGUCUCGUUUCUUCCCAAACGAGUGUGUGGCUACAAGACGUGGUAGCCCUUUGCUUGUAGGAAUUAAAACAAGGAGGCGCUUAUCAAGUGACCAUGUUCCGAUUAUGUAUACCAACAAUAAAGCAACUAGAGGUGUUGUACCCUCAGUACCCAGAGUUAACAGUCAUGCUCACUUUGAACCAGAGGAAGAAAGAGAUGUUGAAUAUUUCUUUGCAUCUGAUGCUUCAGCUGUCAUAGAACAUACAAAUAGAGUGCUCUAUUUUGAGGAUGAUGAUGUAGCACACAUUAGAGAUGGAGUUCUCAGCAUUCACCGUAUGUCUGGCAGCAGCGCAGACCCACAUCAGAGAGAAAUCCUAACUCUGAAACUUGAAAUACAGCAGAUUAUGAAAGGUAAUUAUGAUUAUUUCAUGCAGAAAGAAAUUUUUGAACAAUCUGAAUCUAUUAUAAACACAAUGAGAGGACGUCUAAACUUUGCUAAUGGUACCGUAACUCUUGGUGGCAUUAAGGAUUACAUUCCAGAAAUAAAGAGAUGCAGACGGUUAAUGUUGAUUGGAUGUGGUACAAGUUAUCAUAGUGCUGUUGCUACACGUCAGUUGUUAGAAGAGUUGACAGAACUCCCAGUAAUGGUUGAAUUGGCUUCUGACUUUUUAGAUAGAAACACACCUGUGUUCCGUGAUGAUGUUUGUUUCUUUAUUUCACAAUCAGGAGAAACUGCUGACACGCUUAUGGCUCUCCGUUAUUGCAAACGUCAUGGAGCCCUAAUUGUUGGUAUUACUAACACUGUUGGUAGUUCAAUCUGUCGUGAAUCGCACUGUGGAGUACAUAUUAAUGCAGGCCCGGAAAUCGGUGUUGCUUCAACAAAAGCAUAUACAUCACAGUUUGUAUCUCUAGUUAUGUUUGCUUUGGUCAUUAGUGAAGAUCGUAUUUCACUUCAGAAGCGAAGGGCCGAUAUUAUUGAGGGUUUGCAUGAAUUAGACUCUAAAAUUCGUCAGGUACUAGCACUAGAUGAGAAGGUAAAAGCUUUGGCUGAAGACCUCUACCGACAACGAUCACUACUUAUCAUGGGUCGUGGUUAUAAUUUUGCUACUUGUCUUGAAGGGGCCUUAAAAGUAAAGGAACUGACAUAUAUGCACAGUGAAGGCAUUAUGGCGGGAGAAUUGAAGCACGGUCCACUGGCUCUCAUUGAUGAUUCCAUGCCAGUUAUGAUGAUAGUAAUGCGUGACCCCGUUUACACGAAGUGCAUGAAUGCAUUGCAGCAGGUAACAGCUCGUCAAGGUCGGCCGAUCGUGGUUUGCGAGGAAGGAGAUACGGAAACUACUUCUCUGGCAUCUCGUGUACUUGAAGUUCCGAAAACCGUAGAUUGUUUACAAGGAGUUCUCACAGUCAUUCCUAUGCAAUUAUUAGCAUAUCAUAUAGCUGUUUUGCGAGGAUGCAAUGUAGAUUGUCCGAGAAAUCUCGCUAAAUCUGUAACCGUUGAAUAAUAUUUUAUUUCCUAUAUAAAUAUACGAUUCAACGAUCUCUAGCACAA
This is a messenger RNA of Nymphalis io (European peacock), 2341 nucleotides long. Its product is annotated as glutamine--fructose-6-phosphate aminotransferase [isomerizing] 2-like. The transcript has a single exon. The coding region runs from base 270 to 2294 and encodes 674 amino acids. Lineage: Eukaryota; Metazoa; Arthropoda; Insecta; Lepidoptera; Nymphalidae. Gene Ontology annotation, molecular function: L-glutamine:D-fructose-6-phosphate transaminase (isomerizing) activity; carbohydrate derivative binding. The record is from RefSeq and is a predicted model, not a curated record. Gene Ontology annotation, biological process: UDP-N-acetylglucosamine metabolic process; protein N-linked glycosylation; fructose 6-phosphate metabolic process.